Messenger RNA from Penicillium hordei, 2886 nucleotides. RefSeq lists its product as uncharacterized. The coding region runs from base 1 to 2886 and encodes 961 amino acids. The transcript has 2 exons. The record is from RefSeq and is a predicted model, not a curated record. NCBI's taxonomy places the organism in Eukaryota, Fungi, Ascomycota, Eurotiomycetes, Eurotiales, Aspergillaceae.
AUGAAACUGCCUAAGAGCUUUACCAGGCGGAAAUCGUCCGGCAAUGUUCUAGAAGAAGACGUGGAACCCCCUCACCAAUCCUCCUUUCGAGUCUUCGAGCGCCCGGGGCCUCAUCGAUCCAUGACGGAUGGAGCGGUACUGACCAAGCCACUGAGUGAAGGUCAUACAGUACCGUCGAUGGAGGAUUCUGAUAACAUCUUUGCGGAGAGGCAGCGACCCCUGGACAAGAGCCGGUACGAUCGCCCCUCGACCAUGGAUUCUCUCAGGAGACGGCUGACUGGGAACCACGAUAGUGGUAACUACGAAAGUUCUACGUCAACCAGGCUGAGCUCGUCAUCCACCCUCCCCUCGUCGACCGAAGUCCCGCCGCCCGACGAGACCCAAUCCCCGCAUUCCAGAAUCCAUGAUGUUCCAGCUCCGCCACUCACGAGUGCACUGCGCGCCGCAGGACGAACCUUCUCGUUCGGUGGUCGAUUCAGCAAGUCAGGACCGCAUGUUCCUCGCCAGCAAACACCAGAUGCCGCAAAGAAUCGCCCGAUGACGGGCAGCACCGACAGCACGGCCACUCCACCCAAGCUGCCCGAUACAGACUUCGCUCUCACCUCGCAUGACGAUUUCAAUACGAUGUUUGAUAAUAUGGGUACACGAGAGGGUUCAGCAAUGCGGGGAGCAUCCCCUCACCCGGCCAAGUACUCCUCGUCUCCCCCGACGCAUGUUCUUCCCGAGUUCCAAAACAGCAGAGCUGCCCCACCCGCUGCGAUUAAUACAGAUCGAUCGACUGCGGUCGAAUCACCCCCUUACUCUUGGGAUCGUCGCCCGUCCGAGGAGGGCUUGCUACGUGGCCCGCAUUCUCCACCGCUGAACCAGAGCCACUCCGCCCUCGAUACAGUUGUUGGAUUCCGGAAGCUUUCGCCAUCUCCCAACCAGUUUGCCGAGGCCACUACUUCACAUCGUUCCUUGGAGCGCCCGCGCGGGACGGAGAGAGGAGGACUGCGGAGGAGUGGGAUAUAUUCGGCCAAGGGGGAAUCCGCAACUUUUGAUGAUGAAGAUGCCAAAAUGGUCCGACAAUCUGUCGUAUUCGGCAAAGAAAGCACUUCGCCGUGGGCUGAGGGUAGCCCCUCUGGUGGAACCCCGUUGAUUGAUAAAGGCAAAGCACCCAAUUACUCUGGUCAAGUGAACCCAGAACCUGAUAAUAUGUUCCAAUACCGCCGUUCGCCCGCUCCGGCCGACAGAUUGGACCCCUCCAUUGCGGAUCACGCGCGGUUGGCUGUGCAGUACACGGAUAGCCUUCCAAAGUCAACCUCUCCGGGCAACAAGGUGAUGACUCCAUCUCAGUUCGAGCACUAUCGCCAGCAACAAGAACUUCGACGUUCCAACAGCGAUGCGACUAGGAGUGAUGACGAGUCUGAUCACGAGGAGUCUGAUGAACAAGAUGAGGUGGAGAAGCAGCGUGAGACGGAACGUCAACGACGAAAGCAGGAGGCUCAUCUCUCUGUUUAUCGUCAGCAAAUGAUGAAAAUCACAGGUCAACAAGCCCCCGUUCAAUCGCUACGUCCGGUCAUGAGUGGAGCUAGCAACAGCACGCCCAACUUGAACCCCAGUCGCCUGUCUGUACUAGGGGCAAAGUCCAACAGUGGGAAGAGCAGCGAGGAAGAGGAUGACGAUGUGCCACUCGGUAUCCUGGCCGCGCACGGUUUUCCCGGUCAGAACCGCCCACCAACCCGCCUGAACAAUGUCAGCUCCAAUCCCAACCUCCGUGCAUCCAUGCAACCGCCGUAUAUAUCAUCUUCCAGCUCUGUUUCAGGUGUAGACCCCAACGGCAGCCGGGGUAGUCUGCCACCUUUUGCCAGGAACUUGCCGCGAGAUCCUUAUUUCGGUGCAGGUCUGGUUAACAACGCCAACCGUGAAUCGUUGGCGUUCGGAGGUGGUUCAGUAUAUGGAGGAUCUUCGUCCCCAGCGCCUCCCCCUGGAGGUCUCGUCGGUGUUAUAGCAAAUGAGGAGCGGGCGCGCGCGAUGCGCAGAGGAAGUCCGAACACACAAGCAAUGCACGAGAUGGCAGGAUUGCCUCGGCCAUACUCGAUGAUGCCGCAGCAACAGCAGCCGCAGCAGCAAAAUAUUACCGCUGGGGAACAGGCUUCUAUCCAGCUAUCGCAGCAGAUGGCCACCAUGAUGCAGAUGCAAAUGCAGUGGAUGCAGCAAAUGAUGCAAAUGCCAGGUGGGCAGGGUCAACCCAUGAUGCAAGGCAUGCCAAUGCCUCCUAUGAUGAUGCCUGGUGGAGCAAUGAACACGCCUCCCAUGGGCCCCCCAUCUAUAUCGGGACCUCAGUCCAUAGCCGGCAACCCGAACUUGCGGCCGAUGUCCAUGCCUGCAACAUCCGUUCUCAAUAUGCCGCCCUCGCUGCCCAACAUCGAUCAGCGUACGAUGAGCAUGUUAGACCCCAACAUUUCAACUCGUAGGACUGGCUCGCCCAUGCCGAAUCUGUCCGGCACCCCAUUCCGCCCCAGCACCGGAUAUGCUGCUUCAAUCGCUCCGUCAGAGCGCAGCAAUGUCGGCAUGGCGCCUCGUUACCGGCCAGUGUCCAUCAUGCCGUCCGAAUCGAAUUACGCAGUGGCAUCCUCAACAAACAAGCCUUUUGGUGACGAAAACCACAACCCGUCCAUGCCGUUGCCUCAGUCUCACAUUCCGAAAUCGCAUCUCGCCACUGUGACCGUCCGACCCGUUUCACGGAGCAAUGACCUUGAAAAUAAAAAGCCCGCCCCCGAAGAUGAAGAGGAUGACGACGAGGCCUGGGCUGACAUGGUGAAGAAACGCGAGAAAAAGAAGAGCAACUGGAAGAUGAAGCGAGGGACGUCUUCGUUCGGGGAUCUACUGAGCGCUGUGCACUAA